This is a messenger RNA of Catharus ustulatus (Swainson's thrush), 3665 nucleotides long. It is a transcript of the gene GPR37, whose product is annotated as G protein-coupled receptor 37. Gene Ontology annotation, biological process: adenylate cyclase-inhibiting G protein-coupled receptor signaling pathway; positive regulation of MAPK cascade. Gene Ontology annotation, cellular component: plasma membrane; signaling receptor complex. The record is from RefSeq and is a predicted model, not a curated record. NCBI's taxonomy places the organism in Eukaryota, Metazoa, Chordata, Aves, Passeriformes, Turdidae. The transcript is spliced from 2 exons. The coding region runs from base 58 to 1578 and encodes 506 amino acids. Gene Ontology annotation, molecular function: prosaposin receptor activity; G protein-coupled peptide receptor activity.
GAGCGAGGCGGCCGCCGGGUCUGAAGGAGAGCGGGUGACCCCCGCCGCCUCCCGGCCAUGCGGCCCCUCCGCGCUCCCCUCGCCCUGCUCUGCCAGGUGCUGGGUGCGUGGGCUGCCUGCGCCCUCGCCCCGGACCCCGUCGCAGCGUCCGGGCCGCCGGCGCCUCCGCAGCGCGCCCGCUCGCCGCCGGCCCCGCCGCCCCUCGCCCCGGGCCGGCGGACGGGCGCGCCGCUCCCCGGGCGCGGAGCCCUCCCUCGCGGGGCCGGCGCCGCAGCCGGCGGAGCGGCGGGGCCGGGCGGCAGCUGCGGGGCGGCGGGCACCGGGCGGCGGCGGGCGCGGAGCAGCGAGCCCGGAGCCGGCGCAGCGGCGGGGCGGGGCGGGGCGGGCGGCCCCCGCUGGCUGCCCCUGAACGGCUCGGCCGGCGGCGACGGCAGCGCCGGGGGCCGCGGGAACGCCACGGGGCGCCGCGCCCGGCUCCGCAACCCCUUCUACCCGCUGACCGAGGAGUCGUACGGCGCCUACGCCGUCAUGUGUCUCUCCGUGGUGAUCUUCGGCAUCGGCAUCAUGGGCAACAUGGCAGUGAUGUGCAUCGUCUGCCACAACUACUACAUGCGGAGCAUCUCCAACUCUCUGCUGGCCAACCUGGCCUUCUGGGACUUCCUCAUCGUCUUCUUCUGCCUGCCGCUGGUUAUCUUCCAGGAGCUUACCAAGAAGUGGCUUUUAGAAGACUUCUCCUGCAAAAUCGUCCCGUACAUCGAGGUGGCCUCUCUGGGAGUCACCACGUUCACGCUGUGCGCUCUGUGCAUUGACCGGUUCCGUGCCGCCACCAACGUGCAGAUGUAUUACGAGAUGAUCGAGAACUGCACCUCCACCACGGCCAAGCUGGCUGUCAUCUGGGUGGGCGCCCUGCUGCUGGCCCUGCCCGAGGUGGUGCUGCGCCAGCUGGCCAGGGACGACCCCGAGUACAGCGGCAGCCCCGCGGGCGAGCGCUGCGUGGUGAAGAUCUCCACGGCGCUGCCCGACACCAUCUACGUGCUGGCUCUCACCUACGAUGGCGCACGGCUCUGGUGGUACUUUGGCUGCUAUUUUUGUUUGCCUACCCUCUUCACUAUCACCUGCUCCCUGGUGACAGCCAGGAAAAUCAGGAGGGCAGAAAAAGCCUGCACAAGGGGGAACAAGCGACAAAUUCAGCUGGAAAGUCAGAUGAAUUGCACAGUGGUGGCUUUGACCAUUUUAUAUGGAUUUUGCAUUAUUCCUGAAAACAUUUGCAACAUCGUGACUGCCUACAUGUCCACAGGGGUCUCUCGACAGACUAUGGACCUCCUCCAUCUCAUUAGUCAGUUCCUUUUGUUCUUUAAGUCCUGCGUUACCCCAGUUCUCCUGUUCUGUCUCUGUAAACCUUUCAGCCGGGCGUUUAUGGAGUGUUGUUGUUGCUGCUGUGAUGAAUGCAUCCAGAAGUCUUCCACAGUGACGAGUGACGACAAUGACAACGAGUACACCACUGAACUGGAGCUCUCCCCAUUCAGUACCAUCCGUCGUGAAAUGUCGACUUUUGCUUCCGUGGGGACUCACUGUUAAUUGACCUUAGGACUUUAUUUCCUGUAUCUUUUUCCUUUUUCUUUUUUUUUUACUUCAUAUUUUUGUUUCUUGAAAAAAAAUGCAGGAAAAAGAAAAUCACUGUUUAAAACUACUCUGAAAACCAAUCUGUAUUAACAGUCAUACUUUGGAAAAUAAAUUGUUUCGUUAUUAAAAGGGAAGAAAGAGAGAGAGAGAAGGAGAGCCAGCACUCAGUUUUAAAUUGUGAGAUUUUGUAUGGUGCUAGGAUUUCAUUGGUUGAGGAGGAGGAUCCAAAUCAAUCCACUUUUUUUAAAAAUUCUGUAGCGUUUUUUUGAUAAUCACUGUAAAAUGAUUAUAUAGACAUUGUGGGCUUUGCAAGGUGUUUUCAUGUGAAAGAUGUGGUGGAAAGUAUUUCAAGGUAGUUUUAAUCCAAUUAUUGUACACUAUUUUGAGAGGACUUGGGCUUCAGAAAAUUUAUAAAGUAGCAUAAAAAUAAAUGAGGUUUUAUUCUUUGAUUGUCAAUCUGCAUUUAACAAAGACAUCUAUGAGUAGUAUUAAAUUCCUUUAAUAAGUAAAAAAAAAAAAUCUUUGCAUAUUGUAAUUUAGGUGGCCAUAUUUAAUUUACUUACACUUGGAGGAUAUAAUUACAGUGUUUAAGGAAGAUGGUUAUAAUGGUAUUAGAUUUACAGGAAUGGGCUUUUUUAAUGUUAUAUUAUUGAAAGUUCAAUGUGCCUCAUUGAAAAUUUUCUUCUUAACCUGCAGGUAUACAAAAUCUUGAGUUAUUUUAUACUUCUUAAAAAGAAACACUCACUUUAUGACUGAAUUUUGUCUCAUGUGGUUUCAAAAUCAAGAUUAUUUCCAAUAUGCUAUUGGUUUUACAUAGAGUUUAUGUCCUCCAUCUCUGUAUAUAUAGCUCCUACUGGCUUCAGUGAGAGUCUCAUUGCAGAGAAAGGCAUUUUUUUGCCAGAGAUUUACUGACAAUAAAUGUGAGGGACUGAAACAUGUGGAGAGUGAAUUCCUUCUUUUUUGAAAGGCAUAAACACACUUGGACACUUGGGGCUUGACCCAGAGCCUGUGGCAGUCAAUGGAGGGGUUUCCAUCAAUUUCAGAGAGCUUUGAAUCAGACUGGCAUCUACUAUUUGUUCUGGGAUAUGUAACAUGAAUAUUAAUGACAGGGGCUCUGUAUGCUGGUUCAGAAUCAUGCUGCUCUCACAGAGACUGCUAUUCACUAGCAGCUCAAAGCUCUGAAGCUGUUUUUGAGAGCCACCGUGUGUUUUGCUGAUGGCUUCUUGCUGUCCACAGAGUUGUUAAAAUAAGGAUAUGUCAACACUGCCAGCAACAGUGUGAUAUAGUAAAAUUCAAAGUUGUCUUAAGCAAGCCAGGUUGGAGACUGGAAAGUGCCUAUCCUUACCAACACAGCUUAUUUCCCCCCUCUUGGCUGAAGCAAACAUUCUGUUCUUGGCAGGCAAGCUGGCUCAUAUUUACACUGGGCAGCAGGCUGAAGUGUAGGCACAUGCUGAGGAGCUGAAUUUUUUAUAGAUAGCUUGUAUUUUAAUACUAAUUAAAUAAAUAAUGCAGCUGUAUUGAGCAGAAGGAAAAUCUUGUGCAUCCAUGCUUUGAAGUUAGCAGUGAAUGUAACAUAGUCUUACCUCCCUCCUGAUAUCUGAACUUGCUGUAACUUCUGGGAAGGACUGUAUUUUGUUUGUAGAUUCCAGAUUUAAUAUGUCUUGGUAUCUGCUUGGGCGAGCAGUAUUUUCUUUUUCUUUACCAUUUUAUCCUAUAAUAAUUUCAACUGAGAAAACCAGUUGACAUCAAUUAAUAUGAAUCCAAACACAUGCAUGUGAGUUCUUCUGACUUUUGAAUCAGAUACUGGGCCCUAGCAAGGCAGUCUGCUUUAACCACAGGCAUGUGUUUAUGCUUAGAACUUGAGAAAUUACCUAAGUUUUUUAAAUCUUGUUUAAUAUACUCAGUUACCUUUGAAGGUGGGAACUGUCCCCUCCUUAUAAAAUCUUUCAUUGAUUUUCAUUGGCUUUUCUUGAUUACAUUUAAUAAAGUAUUAAAGGGAUUAAAGAGAAAAGAUGAAAACAAAAUCUUCCUCACUUUGGUGC